AUGAAUCUGGAGGCAUUAGUACCGGCUGGCCGCACACUAACAGAGGAACAACAACAACACGUGCGAGAUCUGCAGGACGAGAUUGAUGAAAUAUGGAGUCGCCGUGGGGAUUACAAAAUUGACGACUCCGCAUGGGAACACAUGCCACUUUUUAUGGAAAACAUCACUGAAGAAGAUCUUCAAAAAAACGCCGAUUGUGCCGCGCUCGCCAGCAUUGCCUACGAUGCCGUUCCCCCAGAGGAAAUCGCAGAGAAUAGAAAACAACACGGCAAUAGAGCCAUACAACUCGCAUUGGAUCCAGCACAGGUCAAUAAGGAAAAUCUCGCCCGUGCCGCUGCCCAUUGCUAUACAGAAGGAUUAAACGCUAAAUGUGCAGAUCCCGUAUUGAAUGCACAACUCUACGCAAAUAGAAGUCUCGCACAAUAUAUUAUACAAAACUACGGACAUGGUCUGGAAGAUGCACAGCGGGCUAUUAUUCUUAAUCCAAACUACAGUAAAGCUUACUACCGCGCCGCACGUUGUGCAGAACGAGUAAAGAAGUAUGAACUGGCUCUUGAUCUUAUUUCAAAAGGUUGUCAAACAAUUCCUCCACCAGCAGAGGAAGCUUUAAAGGAGUUUGCACAACUGGAAAGGGUUUGUCGUGAAUCAUUAGAAAAUGCACAUGUAAAAGAAAAAAAGAAGAGUCUUCGUACACGUGUUCAGGCAGCAGAGACAUCUAAUGUUUUGCGUACCAUUACCUCUAGAGGUAUUAAACUCUCACCUCAUCCUGAAGUAAGUAGUGAACAGAUGGGUGUGUAUGGUCAACAUAAACCUUAUUUUGACACGGAAGGUUUAUUACAUGUUCCCAUUCUUUUUAUGUAUGAUGAAUAUCAGCAGACGGAUUUUAUGCAAGAUGUCGCAUGUGAUGUUAGUGCUGCUGACCUUGUUGAGGAAUUAAUGCCUUUUCCAUGGGAUGAUAAAGGUCGUUACAGUCAGAUAAAUGAUAUUGUGGUUAUUUUUAAAAUUGAUGAUGGUGUUAAGAUGCCAGAAUACUAUGAAGUGGAUCUCUCAUGGCCUCUCAUGGAAGUAUUUCGUUUAGACUCAUACAAAAUGCCCAUGUUACUUCCAGUACUGCAUAUUCUUUGCAAAGACUCAGAGUUACUGCAGGAAUGGAAUGUUCAAAAGGCACAUUGA
This is a messenger RNA of Trypanosoma theileri, 1173 nucleotides long. RefSeq names its product tetratricopeptidedomain 4. The transcript has a single exon. NCBI's taxonomy places the organism in Eukaryota, Euglenozoa, Kinetoplastea, Trypanosomatida, Trypanosomatidae. The coding region runs from base 1 to 1173 and encodes 390 amino acids. Gene Ontology annotation, molecular function: Hsp90 protein binding. The record is from RefSeq and is a predicted model, not a curated record.